AUGGAGGAUAGCCUACUGUCUAUUACCGCCAAUAUUACCGGCAUUCUCACCUUUAUCGCGGCAUUGUGUGCGUUUAUAUACGUUCGGUGUAACACCUUACGAAAUAGCUGGACGGAAAUUGCAACUAUCGUCAACUCCGUCGAAGCCACCAUCGAGGAGACUCGGGCUGUAGCGAAGGCAGAGCCAGUCAUGCAGCCUGGUGGUGAUCCUGAUUCUAGCCGGCUGAAGAGCCUUGUAUUAGAACUAUAUUCAACUGAGCUCGCCAUUCUCGCUCAGUGUAUGAACGUUUACGGCAAGGAUUUAAGAACAAUUGAGCCUGGUUCGCGGCCUUCCGGAAGUACUAGUACCACUUGGGACGACGUGAUGCAGGAGGUAGAGAAGGCCCAAAAGCGAUGGCAGAAUCGAAGAAACUAUCGCUUAAGCGCAAUUCAUCGAUUGUCGAACGUCAUGAUUGUGAUCAUUCAAACCCAUCCACGCGUAGCAUUGAUCUGGGCGAUUAUAAUAUCUAUACUCAGUCUUGGCGCAACCCCAACAAUGAUGCGUUGGUACAUGGUACGAGAGAAGGUCUUGAAGAAGAUCCAGCAAAGGGAGACUAUUCGAUCGCGACUAUUGUUCCAUCAGAUUUCCAUUGUAGCUUCACUGGUAAGAAAUCAAGAGUUUCUGGUUCGUGGCUUAGUGGAAGAGAACAAGAAACUUGAGUCUGAGUUGAACCUGCUGAAUAAUCACGCUGCAUAUACCAUCGAGUCCAUAAAGAGCUUGGCCCGCGACAGCAAUGAGAUUAAGGACCUCAUCAUUCGUUUGUCAAACCCAGCGAACCAGCAUGACAAGGACAGAGAUAUAUUAAUGAAUAAGGAAGAAGCUAAGCAAGAAUGA
Lindgomyces ingoldianus is the source of this 873-nucleotide messenger RNA. RefSeq lists its product as uncharacterized. Bases 1 to 873 code for a protein of 290 amino acids. Lineage: Eukaryota; Fungi; Ascomycota; Dothideomycetes; Pleosporales; Lindgomycetaceae. The record is from RefSeq and is a predicted model, not a curated record. The transcript is spliced from 3 exons.